This is a messenger RNA of Echinops telfairi (small Madagascar hedgehog), 1473 nucleotides long. RefSeq names its product ribonuclease H1 (gene RNASEH1). Gene Ontology annotation, molecular function: RNA-DNA hybrid ribonuclease activity; nucleic acid binding; magnesium ion binding. NCBI's taxonomy places the organism in Eukaryota, Metazoa, Chordata, Mammalia, Afrosoricida, Tenrecidae. The transcript has 8 exons. The coding region runs from base 61 to 942 and encodes 293 amino acids. Gene Ontology annotation, biological process: DNA replication, removal of RNA primer. The record is from RefSeq and is a predicted model, not a curated record.
UCAGGUGGUUGGGUUGCGAGUAUAGACUCCAAAAUGAUUCUACCUUCAUGGGAGUGAGGAAUGACCAGGCUCUUCUCUCUUGCUCAUAGAGUUGCGUGGGCCACUGUGAGGUACAGUCGCUGCGGCUGCGGGGAUUUCGGAAUGUUCUACGCAGUGAGAAGGGGCCGCAAGACCGGGGUGUUUCAUACCUGGAAUGAAUGUAGAACACAGGUGGACCGGUUUCCUGCUGCGAGAUUUAAGAAGUUUGCUACUGAAGAUGAGGCUUGGGCCUUUGUCAGGAACUCCGUGAGCCCUGCUGCUUCAAAAGGGAGAUUCUGUCUUUCAGGACAGAAAAAUGAACACUUGCAAGAAUCUCACGUGAAAGCCAACAAGCGAGUCUGGGAGUCGGUGGAUGAAGAGGAAGAUGAAAAUGCAGAACCAAGUGCAAAGCAUGUAAAACAAAAUACAGACUCAGUACCUUCAGUUAGCAAAGACACAUUUUCUUAUAUGGGAGAAUUUGUAGUUGUUUACACAGAUGGCUGUUGCUCCAGUAAUGGCCGGAGAAGGGCCCGAGCAGGAAUUGGAGUGUAUUGGGGGCCAGGCCAUCCUUUAAAUGUAGGCAUUAGACUCCCUGGUCGGCAAACAAACCAAAGAGCGGAAAUACAUGCAGCCUGUAAAGCCAUUGAACAAGCAAAGACUGAAAACAUCAAGAAAUUGGUUUUAUAUACAGACAGCAUGUUUACUAUAAACGGCAUAACUAAUUGGGUUAAAGGUUGGAAGAAGAAUGGAUGGAGAACCAGCACAGGGAAAGAGGUGAUCAACAAAGAAGACUUCGUUGAACUAGACAAACUCACCCAGGGGAUGGACAUUCAGUGGAUGCAUAUUCCUGGCCAUUCGGGAUUUGUAGGUAAUGAAGAAGCUGAUAGAUUAGCAAGAGAAGGCGCGAAGAAGUCCGAAGACUGACAGAAGUCAUUGUAAUUCUUGGGAACAUGCACUGGGGCUGUUUUGUUACUUUUACUUAUUGGCAUGGAAAAUAAAAGACUGGGGUGGACUAUUGCAGUUGUUGCAGUGGCACAGUUUUCUGACAGUCAGAAAGGCAGUAUAAUUCUCUUUGAAAUACAGUGGUCAGAUGUACAAUCAAUUGGCCAUCCUUUGAGAUUUCAGAAUUAUGUUUAUUGAACUUGGUACUCUUCUCAUUUGUUUUACUGUAGUUGGAAUGCAAAUGCAAACAAAGAUACUGAGUCUGGUGAUGUUAAAGCUGAUAAGGCAGCCCUUCCUUUGGGCAGAUAGAUGUAGCCCCAUGGCAGGACAAAGGUUAGCAGACAGAAUGUAAACUGGGUCUCGGCCUCACUUACCCUCUUGGGUGACACUCUUGGGUGACACUCCUGUUGUGCAUCAACUGCACAUAGGUAGUUCUGGCUGCUAGACUACAAUACAGGAACAGUACAGUUUUUAAAGACCAAUGUCAUAUAAAUAAAUAUUUUUAAAAAUGUC